Molecule: messenger RNA, 543 nt
Organism: Brassica napus (rape)
Lineage: Eukaryota; Viridiplantae; Streptophyta; Magnoliopsida; Brassicales; Brassicaceae
Product: cyclin-B2-3
Exons: 5
Coding region: 1-543 (180 amino acids)
Biological process (GO): regulation of cyclin-dependent protein serine/threonine kinase activity; mitotic cell cycle phase transition
Cellular component (GO): centrosome; cyclin-dependent protein kinase holoenzyme complex; nucleus
Molecular function (GO): cyclin-dependent protein serine/threonine kinase regulator activity
Source: RefSeq, a predicted model, not a curated record
AUGGACAGUCAGCAAGAUCUUAAUGAGAGGAUGAGAGGAAUCCUCAUUGACUGGUUGAUUGAUGUGCACGACAAGAAAAAGCUCCAGCUCGUUGGUGUGACCGCUUUGUUGCUAGCUUGUAAAUACGAGGAAGUCUCAGUUCCAGUAGUAGAUGAUCUCAUCUUGAUCUCUGAUAAAGCUUACACUAGAAGAGAAGUAUUGGAUAUGGAGAAGCUAAUAGCCAACACCUUGCAGUUCAAUUUCUCAUUGCCUACUCCGUAUGUGUUCAUGAAAAGGUUUCUCAAAGCUUCCCAAUCUGACAAAAAGGUUGAGGUUUUAUCGUUUUUUAUCAUCGAGCUUUGCCUCGUCGAGUACGAGAUGCUGGAGUAUACUCCAUCUAAGCUAGCAGCCUCGGCAAUCUACACUGCUCAAGCAUGUGCAAGAAAGAUGGUUGGUUUCCAUCACAAGGCAGGAACAGGGAAGCUAACAGGAGUUCACAGGAAGUACAACACAUCAAAGUUCUCUUAUGCUGCAAGAACCAAACCAGCUGGAUUUCUACUUUAA